Molecule: messenger RNA, 561 nt
Organism: Sphenostylis stenocarpa
Lineage: Eukaryota; Viridiplantae; Streptophyta; Magnoliopsida; Fabales; Fabaceae
Source: the annotation of a GenBank genome assembly
AUGUCGAGCUGCAGUAUCGAUGUUGCGCCUGAGCAACUCUGCUACAUCCCCUGCAACUUUUGCAAUAUUGUUCUUGCGGUGAGUGUUCCAUGCAGCAGCCUGUUUGACAUUGUGACCGUUCGAUGCGGGCACUGCACCAAUCUAUGGUCCGUGAACAUGGCCGCCGCGUUUCAGUCACUGUCAUGGCAAGAUGUUCAGGGACCUGGGCACUGCAACCCAGAGUACAGGAUUGACACUGGCUCCACGUCCAAAUGCAACAACAGGAUUGCAAUGCGUGCACCCACCACUCAUGUCACUGAGGAAAGGGUUGUGAAUAGGCCUCCCGAGAAGAGGCAGCGCGUACCUUCUGCUUAUAAUCAGUUUAUAAAGGAAGAGAUUCAGAGGAUCAAAGCCAAUAAUCCUGAUAUCAGUCACAGAGAAGCUUUCAGUACAGCUGCAAAGAACUGGGCACAUUUCCCCCACAUUCACUUCGGGCUGAUGUUGGAGAACAACAACCAAGCUAAGAUGGAGAAUGUUUCUGAGAAGCGUUUAAUGUCAAGGGCUGCGCUAAUGAAUAAAUGA